AUGCAGGAUGUCUAUAAAAAUGUAUUAACAUGUAACUACCAAAUAAUUGUUUUAACUGAAACGUGGCUUAAUGAUAAUAUAUUUACAGCUGAAAUUCUGGAUCAUAGAUAUCAGGUAUUUAGGAGGGAUAGACAGUCUAAUACGUUUGAUAAGGGUAAGGAUGGUGGAGGUGUUCUUAUCGCUGUAUCGAAAUCUCUUAGUGCAUUCCGCAAUACUAAUUUAGAAAGCUCAUGUGAGGACCUGUGGGUCACUAUCGACUAUGUCAGCAAGAAUAUGUGCAUGAAAAUUAACUUAUGCGCGAUUUAUUUACCACCCCCUGUUACAAUUGAGGUUAUUUCACACUUUACUAAUAAGUUACAAAAAAACAUUAACAAUUUGGAAAAUGUCUUAUUGGUUGGGGAUUUCAAUCUUAGUCGAAUUGAAUGGAUCCAACAUAUGUCUAUCUCGCACGUUGUACCAAGGAUUUCUGGUGGUGUUGUCUGUUCAACUCUGAUCGAUUUCGCUGCAUAUGCAUCUUUCAAGCAAUAUAAUAAUAUAAAAAAUAAACAACAGAAAAUAUUAGAUCUUGUCUUCUCAAACACCUCAUGCCCUCUGACUGUGACUAACCCAACCGAUAUAUUGAGCAGUGUUGAUUCAUAUCACCCUCCAAUAGAAAUUAAUUUAACAUUUGAAAAGCAAAAACCACUUAAACCUAAAACAAAUACCGUGUUGCAAUUUUAUAAGGCUGACUAUAACAGUAUUAGGGAAAAAUUGCUAAGUGUGGAUUGGAACGAAAAACUAGAUCUUUCGCUCACAGUUGAUGAGAUUACACAAAUUUUUUACAGUGUCAUAAAUAAUAUAAUACAAGAAGAAAUACCAAAAAAGAGACCCACUAAGAACAAUUAUCCUGUGUGGUACACUAUCAGCCUUAUAAAAAUACUAAAAGAAAAAGAAAAGCAUAGAAUAGCAAUGAAGAAAUUUAAUAAUAAGUUAGAUGAAUUUGAAUAUAACUUGCUAAAAAAGAGAUGUAGAAUUUUGAUAAAUAAAUCAUACUCUGAAUAUAUUAAAAACGUACAAAUUAAUGUGGUUAAGGAUCCCAAACGUUUUUGGUCUUACAUAAAAGCUAAGCGUAAAAACGAUAGUAACAUUCCUAGCUGCAUGAAGUUCAGAGUUGAAAUAGUUUCAGAUGGUGAAGGGAUAGCCAAUCUUUUUUGUAGACAUUUUUCAUCUGUGUAUACUGUCCCACAAGCUACUAGUCACUGUCACGCUGGGCAUGUGGUUUCAGCGUUUGAUUCUAGAUGUUUGACAAGUAUACAUAUUACAAAGUCUGAAAUUGAGACUCAGCUGAAAAAAUUAAACAUAGCCAAAGGUUACGGAAAUGAUUGUAUACCACCAAUUUUCUUUUUAAAAAACGCAGAACCACUUGCUAUACCCCUUCAAAUUAUAUUUAAUAAAUCUUUAAACGAUGUACUAACAAAAGUAUUUGAGAAAAUCAUCUGCAUACACAUUACUUGGCACACGAAACAAAUGUUAGGCGAACAACAACAUGGCUUUGUAGCCAAGCGAUCAGUGGCUACUAACUUGGUAUCUUUUGUUGAACAGCUGUUGUCACAUAUGGGUUCCGGGGAGGAAGUAGAUGCUAUUUAUGGGGAUUUAAGUGAGGCGUUUGAUAAAGUGGACCAUAAUUUACUUCUUUGA
Molecule: messenger RNA, 1677 nt
Organism: Melitaea cinxia (Glanville fritillary)
Lineage: Eukaryota; Metazoa; Arthropoda; Insecta; Lepidoptera; Nymphalidae
Exons: 2
Coding region: 1-1677 (558 amino acids)
Source: RefSeq, a predicted model, not a curated record